AGUAUUGUUUAAACAUGCUCAGCAUACUUGUCGUUUUUUAAAAAAAUAAAAUAAAUAAAUAAAAUACUAAAUAAGAUUUUUUUAUUUUAAUUUAUUAAUUAACUGAUAUUGUAAUUUUUAUAAAUAAAAUUGGACAAUCAAUGGUGUUUUUAAAUACAACUGCUUGUUUUUAAUUUUUGUUUAGUAUUUUUUUAUUUUUUACGUGAUACGAAUUCGUAAUGAGACUAUUAAAGUUUCUACUUCGUUACUUUCCACCAGGUAUUGCCCUGGAGUAUACUCAAGGUGGAAAUGUAAAAACAAAAAUGAUUGAUUUACUGGAUCUUAAUUCAAAAACAGACAUAAAAAUACUUGCAAAAAAAAUAAUGAAUGAUGAACCAAUUAUAACAGAGAGCGUAAUGGAUCAACUUGAAGAAACAUUAUUAAAACUUCAGGCAAAAGUCAGUGACACAAGUGUAAAACGUUAUUACAAGUAUAAAACACUUCAAACACAUCUUCUUCCUUUGACUAAUAUUGACUUUGAUAAAUUAGGUAAAAGAUGCCUGACGGGAAGCUAUGACCGAACUUGUAAAGUUUGGAGUAUUGAAAGUGGAACGGAGCUUCUUACUCUCGAAGGCCACAAGAAUGUAGUAUAUGCUGUGUCCUUCAACAAUCCAACUGCAGAUAGAAUCCUGACUGGAUCAUUUGAUAAAACAGCAAAACUUUGGGAUGCAAGAAUAAAUUCAGAUGAGUGUUUGGUAAGUUUUUGGGGUCAUGAUGCUGAAGUUGUUGUUGUAAAAUUUUCACCAACACAAUCAUGUAGAAUUGCAACUGGUUCAAUGGAUACAACAGCUAAAAUAUUUAACAUAAUAUCUGGUCAAGUUAUUGGAACAUUGAAAGGACAUUCAGGUGAAAUAAUUUCACUUCAAUAUAAUAAUGAUGGUAAUCAAAUUAUAACUGGUUCAUUUGAUGGAACAGUUUGUAUAUGGGACACACGAACAUUUGAAUGUAUUAGUGUUUUAACUGGACAUCAAGGAAAAAUAUCAAAUUGUUUAUUUAGUUUUGAUUGUUCAAUAAUUGCAUCUUCAUCAUUAGAUAAAACAGUUAAAGUAUGGGAUGCAAGAAUGAAUUCAUGUAUUGGUACAUUACUAGGUCAUUAUGAUGAAGUUUUAGAUAUUGCAUUAAAUUAUCAAGGUUUAAAAUUAGCAAGUGCAAGUAGUGAUUCAACAGCCAGAAUGUGGGAUAUAUCUGGUGAUUUUAAAGAACUUUUUGUGCUUGAUGAUCAUCGUGAAGAAGUAUCAACAAUUUGUUUUAGUCCAAAUGGUCACCAAUUAUUGACCUCAUCAUUGGAUUGCACAGCAAGACUAUGGUCUGUUGAAACUGGUAACUGUUUGCAAACACUUACUGGUCAUACUGAUGAUGUAUUUUCGUGUGCAUUUUCUUACAAUGGUGACACUGUUAUUACUGCAAGUAAGGACAAUACAUGCACCAUAUGGAGAUGACUU
Molecule: messenger RNA, 1481 nt
Organism: Aphidius gifuensis
Lineage: Eukaryota; Metazoa; Arthropoda; Insecta; Hymenoptera; Braconidae
Product: dynein assembly factor with WDR repeat domains 1-like
Exons: 7
Coding region: 219-1478 (419 amino acids)
Biological process (GO): mRNA splicing, via spliceosome
Cellular component (GO): U4/U6 x U5 tri-snRNP complex
Molecular function (GO): protein binding; U6 snRNA binding; U4 snRNA binding
Source: RefSeq, a predicted model, not a curated record